Molecule: messenger RNA, 2289 nt
Organism: Drosophila subobscura
Lineage: Eukaryota; Metazoa; Arthropoda; Insecta; Diptera; Drosophilidae
Product: tetraspanin-9
Exons: 7
Coding region: 378-1181 (267 amino acids)
Cellular component (GO): membrane
Source: RefSeq, a predicted model, not a curated record
GCAAGUCGCAAGCCGCAGUUACAAACGGUGAAAAGUUGAAUCAAGAAGUCGAAUCGGAGUUUUGAAUAUCUACCAUAAGCCGGAGGAGCCCUGAAUCGAGCGUCGUCGCAGUCUGCACUUCUCGUGCCUGGAAUCUUUGGAGUCUCAACAUACACCAACACACACGCCCUACGGUACGGUUCUUCUCUGCGCGCGUGUGUCUCCUCUCGCCGCGCCCAAGCUUAAGCCCAGGUCCAGGGCAUCCUUUGAUACAUCGACAUCGCCUUUUUCGGUGCCAGCUAAAUUAUUAAACAGCUCGCUCCACAAAGCGUGCCAAUACAUUUUCCAGUCGAGAGCUCGAGUGAGGAAACAGCCGCAAGAUUUCGAAAACAACGAAAAUGGUCUUUGACUGCGUGGUCUGGUGUGCAAAGUAUUUGCUUUGCAUAUUCAAUUUUAUAUUUUUCGUGCUAGGCACAAUUAUAUUCGGAGUCGGACUAUGGCUGGCCGUGGACAAGCACUCGCUGAUUGCUCUUCUCAAGCUGGUCGAGAGCGAGCGCAUCGAGCAAUUUACACAGACGCAGGUCAUAGAGCAGCUGGCCUAUGUGCUGAUCGUCAUCGGAGCCGUAAUGUUCUUCAUGAGCUUUUUGGGCUAUCUGGGGGCCAUGCGCGAGUCUCGCUGUCUGCUGUCAACGUAUGCAACCUUUUUGAUUCUACUGCUGGUGGCUGGAAUCGUUGCCGGAGGUCUGGCUGCCUUCUACAAGGAAAAAGUUAGGGCCGAGAGCAAAAACUUCUUGCAGACGACCAUAACCAGCUACACGCUGGGCGAGAAUGUGGACGCCAGUUCUCUGAUGUGGAACCAGCUGAUGAGCAACUUUGGCUGCUGCGGCGUCACCGACUACCACGACUUUGAUGCCUCGCAGGCGUGGCAGAACAGCAAGGGAAAUCGCACCAUACCAGAGGCCUGCUGUGUCCUCAAGGAUGUGGCCGAUUUGGUGCCCCGCGACGAGGACUGUGUAACCAAUCCCAGCGACAGCAACAGUUUCUACAAAAAGGGCUGCUAUGAGGUGUUCACCGAGUGGUUGAUUGGACAGCGCGAGUUGAUCAUCAUCGUGAUUGGUGUGGGCAUUGUGCAUCUGGUCCUGAUCAUCCUGGCCUUCUCCCUCUGCAAGGCCUUCGCCAAGUACAACGACAUGCGUCUGUAAGUCGAUCGUGGGCAGACGAUGUGAGAGCUUUCAGCAGCCAAGAAGAAACGUAGCUAACCCAGGCAAGCUAAAUAACCCUAGGAACCAGAGAAAAGAGCCAAAACAACAGCCAGACAGUGAAGAGCGAUCCCUAACAACACCAACCAACACCCUACUGAACUCCGAACAGCGAACACCACGACGUGCUCAAGAGGAAACCACAAACCACAAAAGAUUCUGCAUUUGCCGCACAUGGAACGGGACAAACACACGAAAACAGAAGACAUAAUACACAGAUUAUUUCAGCUCUACUCUAACGUUAAGCUAAGAUCGUAACCAGCAUAAUCCAUUUACAGAUACUAUUCAAGAAUAUCUUAGAGAAAUGUUGCUCAAAGUUUAGCCACCCGACAAACAGACAGCGUGACGGGAGGACAGCAGGAGGAGAGCCGCAGGUUUUACAAUACGCAAGACACUUACAUGGAAUAUUUAUUUGUAAAUCUGUUUUGAUAGCAGCCUUAGUUCUUAAGUAGUUGUCUACAAUAUACAAUAUACAUAUACAUAUAUUGUAAUGUAACUGAUUUGUCGUAGUCUUUUAACAUUUUGUUAUGUUAUCGAAAACCACUCAAAAACAUCACAGGUUCGUACCGUACCACACACAAAUUUUUGAGAUCGAACGAAGUACGAUAAGGAAUCAAUUUUUAAAUGUAAUUUUUAACGGGGCUAACCGAACAGUAGUUUGUUUUGAGAGGAGCCACCCGCGAGAGCAUUAAAUACUUGCAUAUAAAAAUAUUGAUUGACAUUGUACUAGUAUGUGUAUUAGUUGUUAAGUCUCUAACAUUAAGUUGUAAUUUUAGUUGUUUUUGCUAUGGCUAUCUUCGAGUUUUUAACUAUACCAGCGGGAACACGGCGACGUCGUGCUCCCUCCGGGCCCCUUUUGUUAAAAAUGAAUGUUGUACAUUUCUGAAUUCUAUAUAUAUACAUAUACUAUACUAUAUCUAUUAUUAAUGCAUAUUAUAUACACGUAUGUCUGUAGUUUACUUAAUGUACUUUUUGGAAACCAGCGCAAUGAAAACCAGAAAAACGAAAACGUAACAACAACCAAUGAUAAAUCUCCCUUGAAAACACAAGA